Messenger RNA from Acanthosepion pharaonis, 465 nucleotides. The record is from the annotation of a GenBank genome assembly. Lineage: Eukaryota; Metazoa; Mollusca; Cephalopoda; Sepiida; Sepiidae.
AUGUAUUUUCUAUUUUGUAUACACUGUCGUUUAUUUGCUUCUUUCUUUCUUUUUUCUUUCUUUCUUAUUUUCUAUUUUGUAUACACUGUCGUUUAUUUAAUUGUUUCUUUCCUUUCAUGUAUUUUCUAUUUUGUAUACACUGUCGUUUAUUUAUUUUUCUUUCUUUCUUUUUCCUUUCUUUCAUGUAUUUUUUCUAUUUUUACACUGUCGUUUAUUUUUUUCUUUCUUUUUUCAUAUAUUUUUCUAUUUUGUAUACACUGUCGUUUUAUUUACUUCUUUCUUUCAUUUUUUUCAUUCUUUUUUCCUUCAUGUAUUUUCUAUUUUGUAUACACUGUCGUUUAUUUAAUUGUUUCUUUCCUUCAUGUAUUUUUUAUUUUUUACACUUCGUUUCUUUCCUUUAAUUCGUUUUUCUUUCUUUCUUUCUUUCAUGUAUUUUCUAUUUUGUAUACACUGUCGUUUAUUUAA